Molecule: messenger RNA, 6543 nt
Organism: Spodoptera littoralis (African cotton leafworm)
Lineage: Eukaryota; Metazoa; Arthropoda; Insecta; Lepidoptera; Noctuidae
Source: the annotation of a GenBank genome assembly
AUGGAAACAAAAAGUCUUCAGGAAAAUAAGCAACCAAAAAAGAUGAAAUCUGCCAAGGAUAAGCAUGAAGUAUUUGUACUUCCUCCGGACCUUUUGAAGAAACUUGGUAUAAGUAUAGGUAACAUAAAUGUGAACCAAGUGAAUUCUUCUACACCUGCCGUUGAGCUGCCCAGCACUGACAAUAUCAAUGAUGGGUGCUUCGAAAAUAUUUCAGAUCGAAAUUGUAGUCAGAUACCAUCUGACACCUCUAUUUUGGAAACUGCAACAUUAAUGAAGAAAUCAGUCUUUUUGAGCCCUACAUUUAUUCCGACUAUUGCUAAUGGUAUUCCUGAAGAAGUCAAAAUUGCAAGCAAAAGUUUUGUUCCAGAAAUUGUUUCUGCAACUAACUUGGUAGGCACAGAACCUGUGAGCUCUAUUGAAGUUUUGAAUGUCUCUAAUAAUACUACAGACGAAUGUCUCAGUGGAGAUAAUACUGAUUUACACUAUGAUAUACCUUUUAAUGGAGUAUCAACAUCUUUGAUUGGAAAUGAAAUGGAAAUUGAAGAAAAUAUGAAUGUGGUUUUAGAUGAUCAUCCACCAGAAAUAGCAAACAGCGGUAUAAAUUCUUUGGUUGAUAACCAAUCAUUUGAAAUUAACAAUGAUAUAGAAUUGACCGUAAAUUCCACAGACACAGACCCCAAUCAAUUGUCUUAUAAUCACUCUAAUAAGGAAAUAUCAAAUACAUCUAAAAUAAACAUUAUUUCUGAAGAAACAAUCCCUCUUUCAAAACUUAGGGAACUGAAAUCUUUAAAAUUAUGUGAUGUGAAAAAUUUAACCCCCAUUACAGUGCAGUCAAUAAUUGAAGCGAAAACUAACCAUGAAAUCAGUAAGUCUGAAGAACAGAUUAAUAUUCCAAUCCUUACAGUGCCUUUACAAAAUAAAAAUACUAAACCAAGCUUAGAUUUAGAGGAGAAUGUUGAAAGCACACCGACUGAAACCACAAUUAACAAAAUAGCAGAAAAUACACCAGUUGUGAUUGAGGAGACUAAAAAACACACUAACAACAAAUCAGAAACAAAUGAAUCACGUAACAACAAGAAAAUACGUUCAAAUAAAAAUAAUUCUAGUAUUGUUAAGGAUGAUUAUAAUGUAAGUGAAAUUAUUAAAUCAGACAAUCUGUCAGACGGUCCAUCGAAGUUUGAAACAGUAACUAAACUGGUUACCACAGAAAUAGAAAACGAAAAUAUUUUCCAGAAUUGUAAUGGAAAGACUCAUGAGAAUGAGGAUUCCAAUUUAGAUCGGUCUGUAAAGCCCAAUAUUGUUAAAAAUAAAGAAUUAGAUGAUGUGGGAACAAACAAUAUUGCACAAACUGUUAUUGAGAAAAAACAUGGCAAGGAACCUCAAGUUAUGUCUAAAUCGAAAUCUACAAUUAAAACAGACCGUAAACAAUCUGAUACAGAACCCAAUGAUGAGAAAUCAGAACCUCUAGAGUUAGCUAGUAUAUUAAAUGCAACUAAAAAAUUGGCAGAUAAUAAUGCAGAAAUUAAAGUAGAGAAAGUUAAGGAGAUAGCUGCAUAUUUAAAGAAGUUUUCCCACAUUUACACAGAUAAAAAUAAAUCGAAGAAAGCAUUUCUUAAUGUUCCAAAUAAUAAGAAGACAAUUAAUUCAAAGACAAAUACAACUGAAUCGAAAUUAUGCAUCCAAGGAGUGGAAAAGCCUGGUGGUAACAAAAAAGAUAAUGAACACACUGGUGAGUGCAAGGUCAUUAAAACCUAUGCUAGGCAAAUUAUUCCGAAAAAGAGUAAUAAGUCCACACCUAAGUUGCAUGAGAACGUAAAACACGAUGUGAUGGUGGACCAGAAUGUGGAUGCAGUAAAUAUUGUGACAUCUAAUAAAACCCAGGAAUUAUGUUUGUGUUAUGAUUUUGGCCGUUUAGCUUACUAUGAUAGUGAUAAUUCAUAUGAGCACAUACAUUUUAAGAAUAAUAAUAAUGCUAAUUGUGAAUUAGCUACAAUAUUUUCUAUAUACAGUGAUGAGCCAAUUGUAAAUAGAGAUGGAAGUGACGUAGAUAAAGAGGAUAAGACUGAAGAAAAUGUAGAUAUUUCUAUUUGUUGGAAUUUAUUUCAAAACGAAUUUUGUGAAAAUAUUGAUGAUUCUGAACCAGAACCGUUGGUUCAUGAUUGUGUUGUAGAUGAAUGUAAUGAUGCUUCUUCUAGUGACAUUCAAGUGUCACCUGUUAAUAAUACAGUUCCGGCUACAAAUGAUGGAAUUGUGUCUGAAAUUCAGCCUGAGGUGCAUAUUGUAAAUAAUUCUGAUAUUAUUUUAGACACCAAUGACCAUGAUAUGGUUGAAGCUGAAACCAAAAAAAGCAAUAGUGUUAUAGAUGUAGGCAAGCCUUUGAGUACUAAUGUACAUGAUAGUAGCAGUUCUGCAGACAGUGGGCAUACAAGUACUACACAGGGAAGCCCUCGAUCUAAUGUUAUGCCCACUGCACCGCAAACAAAACCAGGAUCUUCAGAGAUAAGUAACAUCUUACCACAGACGUCCAAACAUGAUGCGAGUAAUAUGGAAGUUCAGAAAACUCCUGCCCAGGAAGCAAAAGUUGCUGCAACUAAACCUCUUCAAAAGAAUUCUCGAAAGCGAAGUUUCAUCGGUAAAGAUAAGGGUGAGCCGUCUUCAAAGAAGAAUAUAAAAUGUGCAAUUUGUGAAGACUUGUUUUCUCAUGCAGAAUGGGAAGACCACGUGGCCAAUGAGCAUGAUUUAAUCGCUUGGCAAGUUGGUGGUCGUAUUUAUUUGGACGAUCGAGAUUUAGUGCGCAAGUUGAAAGAAAAGUUGAAAGCCGAGGGCAAGUUGGUGUGUAGUUUAUGCGGCAUGACAACGAACAGAUUUAAUCGGUUCAACGAUCAUGUUAAAUACUGUAUAAAGAAAAAGAUGUCAGGGGAAAGUGAAAAAGUAGAAAAGCCAACGCGCAAAUCCAGAGCGCCAUUGGAAGAAAAUGUGACUUGUGGUGUGUGCGAUAAGACCAUGCUGUCGGAUCGGUGGUAUGACCAUAUAAGCAGGGAUCAUAACUAUUUGGCGUGGCAGAAAGGAGAUACUCCUUUAGAUUUGUCAAAUGAGUCAGCAGUUUGGGCGCAUUUGCAGAAUAUAAUUAGGGCUAAAGGGACGCUGGCUUGUUGGAAGUGCGGGUUCAAUCGCAGCCGUGCUAAGCUAUUUUUGGCGCAUGUAAAGACUUGUGAUGGCACUAGGCAUUUACUUGAUGAUUCUGCGAUGGGUGCGAACUUGAAUGGGUCAGUUACUGAUGAUACUACCUUAGGCCAAUCAGGAGGAAAGCGUACGGUGAAUUGUGGAGUGUGUAAAACAGAGGUUGUAAACUCAGCGUGGAUGGACCAUAUAUCUAAGAAACAUAAUUAUUUGGCUUGGCCACAAGGACAAGCUCCUAUAGAUUUCGGUGAUGAAGAAGUAGUGUGGAAUCAUUUGCAACAGUUUGUGAGGAGAUAUGGCGGACUGACAUGCCACAAAUGUGGCAUCGUGCGUAAACGAGUCAAAUUGUAUUUGACUCAUAUUGAAGAGUGUGAUGGUUCUGCAGAUAACCAAACGGACAUGGAUGAAAGUUUGAAUACUACAACCCAGUCUCAGUCAACUGAUGGCUGGUACGAAGUGCCAGUGGUACAGGAAGAAAGGAAAGUCAUUAAAUGCGGAGUUUGCCACGAAGAGGUUUCUAUCGUGGACUGGAUACAUCAUAUUGGCAAGGAACACAAUUAUCUGGCGUGGAGAGAUGGUUACAAACAAGUGAAUCUAGAUGAUGAAUCUGCGGUAAAAAUGCAUCUCCUCGAUAUUUCUAGAGAGAACAAUGGUUUGAAAUGCUACAAAUGUGAGAAAAAGAUUAAGUACCCCAAAGUAUAUUUGCAGCAUAUAAAAGAAUGCGUCAUUGGCGCGGAUACUUCUUGUAGUUGGAUUGAAGAAUUUAGUCAAAAAGAAGUAAAAGAUGAGAUUUUAACCUGCGGCGUGUGCGCAGCUGAAGUAGAAGGCUCUGAAUGGAUCACGCAUAUAGAGACUGUGCAUCAGUACUUGGCGUGGGUUGAGGGACAACCACCUAUUGACCUUAAAAACCAGGCAGCCGUACACCAGCACUUGUACGAAAUGACUAAAGUGUUGGGAGGUCUGGUCUGCCAGAAGUGUGGACUCAAGAGAAAGUACGUUAAGUCGUAUCAGGAACAUGUAGCGACAUGCCAGGGAAAAAAGAAAUUUACUGAGGUCUCAGUGGAGUUAAUGAGUAAAGACGUCAUAGAGUGUGGUGUGUGUGGGAAAACAAUGCCUCCCAAAGAAUGGAAGAGUCACUCCAUGCGUGAACAUUACAACAUCGCUUGGGUGGUUGGAGAUCCUCCCAUUGAAAUAAACAAUCCCUAUGCAGUGGAGAGUUAUCUAAAAGAAUACCAGUAUACUCACCACAAGUUGAUUUGUAAGGUGUGUGGUAUCAGCAGAGUGUCCUACGUCGGGUUCUACGCGCACAUCAUUGUAUGUGGGAAGUCGGAAAUGGAAACUGAGAUAUAUAAAAACACGUGCGAGAUAUGCAACAAUAAGUACUUGCGCAUAUACAAGAGUCAGCACAUGACUAUGCACAAAGAGAAGGAACUGGCGUUGGAACGCAAGAUACAAGCAGAAAAAGAGAGAGAGUUGAAGAGAGAGGAAGAACUUAACGAUGACAUCAUUCAUACUGGACGCAGGAAGGCAGCAGAAAAAGCAAAGAACGUGAUUGAAAAGUAUAAAAACAGUCUUCACCAUGGUACCCAUAGUUGUGCGAAAUGCAGAUUUAGUACAGAUGUUGAGAAGGAGUUGUUAGAUCAUGUUUGUGUGGAUAAAUGGGAUGAUGGAAGUGACUCCGAUGUUUCUGUGAAGUUGGAAAUGUGUUCUGAAGAGGAAACGGAUUCUGAAACCGAUACUGAGGUGGACUCCAAUAUAUCUGAAGAGGAACAGGAAGCUCGCGAGGAAUUCGCGAUCAAGAAGAAGAAGCACUCGGAUAACCAUGCGCAAAAAAUAAUUCGAUUACCAUACCAAGUCAAGAAUAUUACCGUUUACAUGAAGAGAAGUACUGAAGAAUUUAAAGAGAGGUAUCUGACAGAUGACGUUUUGUUCCCGAUGUGGCAUAAAUGUUUGUUGGAAGAAGUGCCUGAGAAUGAGAUCGUUAAUUACAUGCCGCCACUUGAAGAAUCCUGUAAAGUCAGGUUUAGCGAUAUCCAGGACUGGAUGACAUUCAAACGAUUUGAAGCGCGGAGCACUAAAGAUUUCUUAGUAAUGUUCGUGGGUGCGAGUAUUCAAGCUAUAUCGUGGGCACCUCCGAACCCAGACACGGAGGUAGCUUGCGGCCAGUCUCAGUUCCUGGCCGUGGCAGUGCAUCGCGGGCCUGAUGCACCGCGCCACGCCUGGGACACUACGCCGGUUGAACCGGGGCUUGUGCAAAUAUGGGACUGUGGGAACUUGAUUUCGUCUACAUUACGAUUUGCGCUUGGGAUAACGCACGACUUUGGAACAUUCUGGGCCAUCGACUGGUGCCCGUCGGGAGUGAGGGAUAUGCUCGAAGUCUUGCCCAAUACAAAUAAUAUGCAACGACUCGGGUUACUCGCUGCAGCCUGCUCUAAUGGAACCGCUUACAUCUUCGCUGUACCAUACCCAUCAACUGUAACAGAGAAGGAACUGCCUUUUUAUAAACUAAAGCCGGUUGUUGAACUCAGAUUAACAAAUGGAAAUAGAAAGGUUUAUCAGGCCACUGCUAUCAAAUGGUCUAUUCAAAAAGGACAUUCUCAAGUAAUAGUCGGGUAUGCCGAUGGUACAACGGCGUACUACGAUUUGAACAGUGACUCGCCCCUACUACGAAUCAUAGAAAAUGACGUGACAAUAUUUUACCCCUACCACGAUGAACGCGCUCAAAAUUCCCCCAUCGAGGACGUGGCGGAGUACCCGGGCGCGCGCGGCGCGGCGUGCGUGGGCAGCGUGAGCGGCGCGGGCGCGGGCGCGCUGCAGUCGCACGUGGCGGCGCUGCGCGUGCUGUACCCGCCGCACUGGCCCGCCGCGCUGCUCGCCGGGGACGAUUGUCUCGUAAACCAGUCCAUCAACGAGCUGGAGUGGUGGGGCGGCGGGCGCAGACUGGGCGGGUCGAGCCGCGCGGCGGGCUGCCAGUGGUGCGGCCGCGUGGUCUCCGCCGCGCCGCCGCUACUCAAACUGCUGAGGCUACAUCCUUGCUUCCCUGAUGUGUAUAAACAGGUCAUAGGAAAGUUCCAAAUGAUUCCACUUGGAAAUAAACGCAAGCGUCAAACGGACGAUCUGUCUUUGGUAGUGGAGCCGCUCACGUACUCCGAGUCCGCCAAGAAGUACGGCCUCCAGUUCCAACAGAUCACUGCCAGAGACCGGUCUUCACAACAGAAGCUGUCUGCGUUGCCACGAGAAGCAUUCCCUGAGCGUUUCCCGCUGUCUGACGUGGCAGCCAUGGCGUUCUGUCCCAUCCUAAAGCAACAUCAGAAGUUAGCUGUGGCCAUGCACGCCGGACUCAUCAUCAUCAUGAACGUAUGA